Ostrea edulis (European flat oyster) is the source of this 2464-nucleotide messenger RNA. RefSeq lists its product as uncharacterized. Bases 333 to 1280 code for a protein of 315 amino acids. The transcript is spliced from 2 exons. Lineage: Eukaryota; Metazoa; Mollusca; Bivalvia; Ostreida; Ostreidae. The record is from RefSeq and is a predicted model, not a curated record.
GAUAGAUCACGUGAUAUCACAGUUCACCACUGCGGCAGGCUUUGUUCAAUACUAAUCUAAUUCUCCUGCCCUAAAAUACUACUAACGGGCGACAUCCUUCUCUGAGAUGCAUCUUUAGUUUUGAUUUAAAUCAAAAUCUAAACGCGCUAUCACUAGUAGAAAAUUUGGGUCUAUUUUCCCAAUGCUGCAUAUGUUGCUGCAUAAUAUGAACACUCCCAAUGUAAAUUUUCAUUACCUACAAUCAGUCACGUGAUUUUUUUUUAUCCAAUGAAUUUACGGCUAACUUGUUGACCAACGCCCGUAAGGAAAAUUUUUCUCGUUCUUUGGAUUUCAUGUGCAAAGUUGGGUCCACCAUGGCAACUAAGAACGACUUUAAAUUGAACUUGCAAGAUUUAUUUGAGGAAUAUGCUUGGAGGCGAUUUAAUGAUACCAGAAACGUCUUCAGCCGCAUGUUCAACAGGCGUUCUAAAUUCUAUAUCGAUGUGCGUUGGGGGUAUAUUGAAUUCAAACACGAAACAACAAGAUUCGAAGAGAGACCGGAUGUAGUCGACGUCACACCCGCCGAAAUUUCCGUUUCUGAAGUGAGCGAUGUUAAGGGAAGUCCAAAAGCAUCAAAAGACGUUAUUCUGUAUCAGUCCGACUAUGAAAAUAGGACCCCGAUGGAUCAGGAAUAUAAUUUCAGUUCCACCAGAGACACCACAAACUCCACGACUGUAGAGCUUCAGGAGAACUACACAAAAGGAGGGGAGUGUAGCCUUGAAAUAAGCGUCCCAGGAGACCUAGUGACGGUCGGCGCGGGUCUGAGUGGGUCACUGUCCGUUACAAAAACCGAGACGGAGACUUUUGAGACCACCACGUCUUGGACGGUGGACACGAAAAUUAACGUCCGGAAAGGACAUAGGGCCGAGGCCAAAGUCCACGUGUCAGAGCGGAACUCCGUGGCGGACUUCGAGGUCAAAACCACAAUGAAAGUGAUAGACGGGAAAGAACUCUUGAUAGCGAUCCGAAGGGUGUCGGACGACAAACUAGUGCACAUCGUGGGCGUACCUGAUUUGCUGGAUGUAUUCUACAAACUUGUGGAAACGAAUCCCAAUGUGGAGAAAUUGGAGUAUCUCGAUAAAUCGAGGAGUACUCCCCGCAAGCGUCAUAAAGUUAUACUAUACUCGCGUGGCACGUGUAAAAGCAUGUCGUGGAAAAACCAACACGUUGAGGUACAUUCCGAAAGGAUUCCUUCGUAUUCAUAUGAGGAGGACGAAUCUACCAAAGAUGAUAAGCAAUGAGAUAUUGGUUGUAUUUAAAGUCCCAUUCAACCUGUAUUGUGUAUAAACUAGGAUUAUAUCCAACAUGUAGUGAUGAAAUAUAAAAACGGGGGAUUAUUCGGAUAUAUACAUACUACAUACAUGUACAUGUACAGUUUCACUGCUGCGUAAUGAAAUGGUGACUGAAGAAAAUGGAAAGGAAUCCUGUCAUAGUUUAUAGUUGAUCUGUCAAAAUUAGGACAGGCUGUAUUAAGAGUGACUGUAGUUUUGUCCCAUAAUACUCGUUAAUACUAUGGAAAGCCAACUGGGUUAAAAUUUUAUCCCAUACACAAUUCAUCACUCGUUCAUUGUAGAUGUAAAAAUUGUUAAUUUAAAGAGUGUGCACACCUUCUUGGUAUGCAUUGUAAUAGAAAACUGAUUUUAAUGAUCUUUCCAAGAUUUUCGUAUAAUGUAGAGAUUUGGUUUGUGUGAACUCUGGCGGAAGUUUGACCUGGACUUGAUCACUCUAUUGUCAAUUGGGAAACCGGGAUGUACCAUUUUCAUAUUCACGAUCAAGUUCAGUAAAAACAAAAACGUUCCCAGUGACCAAGGUAGGAGACACCUCCACCACACCACCAUCAUCAGCAUCAUCAUCGCAUUUAACAACAAAACUUAAACCGCCGGGACCAUCAAUAAUAACUAUUCUUUUAUGAUAUGAGGUUUUAUUGUUCCAUCUAACAUUCACAUUAACAAAAGGACAAUUCCUGUCAAUCAAUGAUAGUCACGCCCAUACAAUAAACACGUGAGCUUCAUACACCAUCUACACCUAUACAUACGAUAUAUCACUAAUCAUCGACUUCAGAGGUUGUAAAUGUACUGGAAUCAAAUAUCCCAGAAAAGUUAAUGACGAAUCUUACUAUCAAAGAUCUCCUCUUCGAAUAAAAAACGUUGAUAGUGGAUAACACGAUCCGAUUAUUUUGGACAUGGGCCAUUAUAUGAUUUGCCUCCAAUUAAAUCGAAUGAACAGCUAUCCUUAGUGUCUACAUAUUGCCCUUGCUUCACAUAUUGUAUUUUUGUAUGUUAUAUAUACUUUUUGGGUGGGUGGGGGUGUAACUUUUAUAUGUGUGAAUGAAUUUGAACUUUUUUUGUAAAUUUCUAUUCAGUUUUCCAUUUAUUUAGCACUGUUUGUAUACAACAUCAAGCUAAAUAAAAAUAUGAGAAAAUAA